This is a messenger RNA of Cladophialophora carrionii CBS 160.54, 870 nucleotides long. RefSeq lists its product as uncharacterized. Lineage: Eukaryota; Fungi; Ascomycota; Eurotiomycetes; Chaetothyriales; Herpotrichiellaceae. The transcript is spliced from 2 exons. The record is from RefSeq and is a predicted model, not a curated record. Gene Ontology annotation, cellular component: cytoplasm. Gene Ontology annotation, molecular function: oxidoreductase activity, acting on the CH-OH group of donors, NAD or NADP as acceptor. Bases 1 to 870 code for a protein of 289 amino acids.
AUGCAGAGCAACGGAGACGUAUCCAGGUCGUCGUCGGCACCCGUGGCCUACAUCACCGGCGGAGCCAGCGGGAUGGGCCUGGCCGUGGCGCAAGAACUGAGCGCCCAAGGCUGGAACCUGACCAUCGUCGACCUGAACCAGGCGUCGAUAUCCUCGGCCCAGCAGCACCUUGACGCCGCGCGGACCCUCUUCGUCAACGCCGACGUGACCGACUAUGAAGCCCAAGGCCGCGCCUUCCUGGCCACGUGGGACAAAUGGAAGCGGCUCGACCUCGUGUUCGCGAACGCCGGCAUAGGCGACCGGAUGAACUUCUACGCGCCGGCCACGACAUGCCACCCAAACCUGCCCGGGAUCCCUGCGAAGCCGAACGAGCUGGUCAUCGACAUCUGCCUGAACGCCAUGGUGUAUAGCGCGUAUCUGGGCCUACAUUUCUUCCGGCAGAAUCCGUCAAAGGGAGGCAAGAUUGUCUUUACGUCGUCCAUGUGCGGGCUGUACCCCGGCGACAACAUCCCCCUGUACACGGCGGCGAAACAUGGCAUUGUGGGACUGACGCGCGCCAUGGCCCGACGGUUGAGCAUGCUCGGCGAACCCAUCACCGUCAAUUGUAUCUGUCCCGGGCUCGUCGACACCGGGUUGACGCCCGCGCUGAUGGCCGUCGCGCCGCCGGAAUACGUGACGCCCAAAGCGACCAUCGUGCGGGCCGUCAUGGGGUUUGUCAAGGGCGACGAUGCCGCGUCGGGCCAAGUCGCCGAGUGUAGUGUCGACAAGAUCCAUUACAGGGAGCAGCCUGCCUGGGGAGACGAGGCGGCCGAGUGGAUCAUGACGAACAAGCUGGAGGCCGAGAUGAAGAGGAGGGGUAUGAAGGUGUGA